Messenger RNA from Cantharellus anzutake, 594 nucleotides. RefSeq lists its product as uncharacterized. The record is from RefSeq and is a predicted model, not a curated record. The transcript has 5 exons. Bases 1 to 594 code for a protein of 197 amino acids. NCBI's taxonomy places the organism in Eukaryota, Fungi, Basidiomycota, Agaricomycetes, Cantharellales, Hydnaceae.
AUGCCAGGCCCCCAGCGUUGCAUCAUCAUGGUGCUGCUGGCAUUUGCUAUCUCAAUGUGUCGUGACAGCUGGGAAAUAGGGACUUCAGUGGCUGGGACAUGCUUAUGUCCUUUCUUUUUGGACAUUGAGGGUUCAGAUUCAGGCGAAGUAGUAAGGGGUGGAAUUACAGGCUUAUGCCUCAGCAUGGGAGUAGCUGCUAAAGAAACUAAUGGGUUCAGGUCAAAGGAGCAGAACGGGAUAGGUCUCCCCCAACAAGUGUGGGUAUAUCGGCCAAGUUACGCCGGUAGCCGACCUGUAAGAGAGACAUGCACUCAGCUGCAUAUUCAUCACAGGCACUGGUCUUAUAAAGGUCUUUGGGUAUUGGAUAUUCAGCAGCAGGCAGUGGUGAGGGCACACAUCGGGUCGAAGUCCCAGCCCAACUGUACCGUUUCUGACAUCGCUUUAGCGCCGAUUGAGGGGGUGUAUGAGCGCAGACAGCGAGAUCUGAGGGUCGGUGUCUCCACGGACAAGCCCCAAAUCCUCACACAGAAUAUACAGAACAGCCUGGAGAAACCGUUACUCUAUGUAGACAGUGUACUCAGAGGGCUGGGUUGA